Messenger RNA from Aspergillus welwitschiae, 2618 nucleotides. Its product is annotated as putative ATP-dependent protease (CrgA). The transcript has 2 exons. The coding region runs from base 1 to 1938 and encodes 645 amino acids. NCBI's taxonomy places the organism in Eukaryota, Fungi, Ascomycota, Eurotiomycetes, Eurotiales, Aspergillaceae. The record is from RefSeq and is a predicted model, not a curated record.
AUGGAAGAUGCCACCAUGCCCACCUCUUCUCCACCUCCGCACCCCAGAAGCGCAGAAGAACACGACAGCGAUGAUCACCACCAACACCUCUCCUCCACGUUGAACAGCUCACGCGACAACGGCCCACUCCUCCCCGCACAUUCCAUCAUCCGCUUCAUCCAAUGCCCGCGCUGCUCGUUACCGCUCCGAACCCCGCUGCGCCUGCCGUGCGGAAACACAAUAUGCAAGUCGUGUCUGCCGCCGAUUCGGCAACGGACGGGGAUCACUUACCCGGCCGAUGAGGAGCGGAAACAAGGGUUUACGUGCUAUUGGGGAGAUGCGGCGUGCUGCCCGGGGGAACACUGUCUGGGGGAUUGCGGGACGGAUGUUUUGUUGGGGAGGGUGGUGGAUGUGUUUGAGGAGGUGUUGGGGAAGGUGGAUGGUGGUGAUGAUAGUGCUGGGUGGUGCGAUGUUAGGUGGGAGAGCAAGAGGUUGAGGAGCGAGUCUGAGGCAAAAGGGACAGAAACUGAGACUGAGACAGAAACAUGCGUUGCUAGGAUUGGGUGCGAUGAUUUGUUAGGGGGUGUAUAUGGGUUGGUCAAGCAGGGUCGGGUUGGAUAUGAUGAUUUGCUGGAGAUGGAAAUUGCUACUACUACGUCUUCUGAAGAGGGUCGGGGUCUCCAAGGACAGGAUUGUGAAGGGCAACAAUCAUACGGGAGGUUGAAGGAGGCAGUCCGGGCCGAAUUGGACUGCCAGGUCUGCUACUCGCUUAUAUUGGAUCCAUUGACGACUUCUUGUGGACAUACAUUCUGUCGCGGAUGCGUGGCUAUGGUUCUAAAUCAUAGUGAUCUGUGUCCGCUUUGUCGGCGCAAGUUGAAUAUGGCUUCGACGGUGCGGGCUGAGCCCGCUAACAGGAGGAUCUCGAAUCUGGUGGAGGCUUUGUUCCCUGAGCAGGUUGCAUCACGUCGCGAGGGUUCCUCCAAUGAAGAUGGAGUGGCGGCUACGGGAGAUGGAGAGCGGACUAUCCCGUUGUUCGUGAGCUCGCUUUCGUUCCCGACUAUGCCGACCUUCCUGCAUAUAUUUGAACCGCGAUAUCGGACUAUGAUUCAUCGAGUGAUGCAGACGAGGGAUAAGAAGUUUGGUAUGGUUAUGUAUAAUCGCUCCGGUCGGCUGCAGGAAGGUUUGGGCAGGGCCCAAUUCAUGCAGUAUGGUACAGUGCUGGUGGUGGAACGGUUCGAGCUACUCCCCGAUGGAAGAAGCUUAGUGAUUGCGUCGGGGGUGUCGCGCUUCAAAGUGAUCAGCUUUGAGAUGGUGGAUGGAUACCAUGUUGGUAGGAUACAGCGUGUGGAUGAUAUUGCGAUAUCUGAGGAGGAGAGGCUAGAGUCUUUAGAAACUUCAUCGGGAACAGAGGAAUCGCUAUCACCAGCGUCAUCACCACUGGAGUCUCUGCCCACGCAGCAGCUAUUUCAGAUCGCCUUGGAUUUUAUCGACAAAAGCCGUCGCGAAGGAGCAGCAUGGCUCCAUCCGCGUGUUUUGCUAGCUUACGGCGAGGCACCUACUGAUCCGGCUGUGUUUCCCUGGUGGUUCGCCUGCGUUCUGCCUCUUUGGGAGGAUGAGAAGUACCAACUUCUAGCGACGACAAGCGUCCGGGAUAGACUGAAGAAGGUUGUGCGGUGGGUGAGGAAGUCAGAGUCUCGAGAGUGCCCAGCUUUGACAUACCUAGCGCCGUCUGCGGGAGUCUUUACGUCCUUCACGCCAUUCUCCAUGUCUGUCUCCAUCUCGUUUGGGUCUCCUCGCCCAGUUGAUCCUGAUCGCCGGCAGCGGGCGCAGAAUCAGGAUUCAGGAGGAAGCUAUAUCCCACAGACUCUUGUAAUGGGGAUCUUCUUGGCUAUCUUUGCGACGCAAAUGGCGAUCAAUGUCGUCCAAAUUCGGCGAGCCAGACGGCGAGAACCACGCUGAUAGAUAUGGACAACGAAAGACAAGACGAGGAAGAGGGACCGCACUCAUUCACGCCAAGGUACGGGCUAAUCCUUGACGUAUCGAAGGCGCUGAUAGUACGCGAUAGCGUUUAUUGGUCCUUCUACUAGUUGACCUUCGUGGCGCCCGGCCAAAGUCUGUGGCAGCCAUGGUUUCUCCUCAAAAGCGAGGAAUAUAAAUAUACCCCGUCCUAGCUGGUGGCUGGUUGCCGCAGGGGCAUACCCAAUUCGGGAGCUAUCCAUCGCAUCGAAUAGGUGGGCUAACGCCCAGCUCGUAGAGUCUGGUGCGACUCCAUGCAGGCAUGGGAUUCUUUUCUUUUCUUCUUCUUCUUCUUCUUCUUCCUCUUCUUCUUCUUCUUUUUAUAUCUCCUAUGAUCGGCCGAUGACAGGGUCGACGGGAACUUACAGCUUUCUGCAAAUAGAGGGGUAAUAGGAGGGUUUAGGGAGGUUUCAGGCAACUAACUGUUUGGGAAUCCCUGCAUGUACGUUUGAGAGAGCGCAUUGGUGGUGGAACUGGAAGAACCAACCCGUAGCUAUCUAUGCAUAAAGUAGGAGCGAAUGCGCCUUGCGUGCGUACCGCAGUUGGUGGAGAACGCUAAUGGCGAAGCCUGAUAAGAGAACAAUGUUGCCUAACUGGCAGGGGUAGAGCCUCUGAGCCCAUAU